This is a messenger RNA of Helobdella robusta, 732 nucleotides long. RefSeq lists its product as hypothetical. The transcript has 4 exons. NCBI's taxonomy places the organism in Eukaryota, Metazoa, Annelida, Clitellata, Rhynchobdellida, Glossiphoniidae. The coding region runs from base 1 to 732 and encodes 243 amino acids. Gene Ontology annotation, cellular component: nucleoplasm. The record is from RefSeq and is a predicted model, not a curated record. Gene Ontology annotation, molecular function: protein binding.
AUGAACACAGAUCCUGCCACAAACAACUGUGGAACACCGAAUUCUCCUUUCCUAUCUGGUCACAAUAGCAGCAAGAAGAGGCCAUCAUCUGAUGCGAAGGCUCUGAAACGCAACAAACGAGGUGAGACGCCACUUCACAUUGCAGCCAUCAAAGGCGAUGCACAAAUGGCUGAUAAGCUCAUCAAGGCUGGUGUCGACCUCAACAUUAAGGAUUAUGCUGCUUUUACCAUACCUGAUCUUCAAAUCAUGUCGUUUUGUGCUGGUUGGAGUCCCUUGCAUGAGGCAUGCAGUCAUGGUUUUAUGCAAGUUGCUCGGAGUCUUCUUGAAGCUGGUGCCCAUGUUAAUAUCCUAGGUCUGGAUAACGACCUUCCAUUGCAUGAUGCAGCCUGUAAUGGACACUUUCAGGUUGUCGAGUUGCUGCUUAAACAUGGAGCAAACCCUUUCUUUAAAAAUCUUAAGGGCGAGUCUGCCAUUGAUGUUGCUAAUGGGGACGACGUUGUUAUGUUAUUAAAAAAUGGAUAUGUUACGAAUAGUAACAACUCCAACUCUACAACUGCCACCACAACUAGCAGCACCGCCACCAAUCACAGCAACCAUAACAACAACAACAAUAAUAAUAAUAGGAUCAAUAUGAGAUCACCUGCAACACCUGAAAGUCUAACUUCAAAUUAUGAAGACGAAGAUCGAACAAAGCUUAAAAUUGGUUUGUGUUUUUGUGAUGACUUGGCUUAA